UUCACUUCCUGAUCUUUGUCCUCUGAGCAAAUCAGACCGAGCAGACCGUUUACUCAGCCUGCGUCUGAGUGAGAACUUUAUUUUUGGAGAGAAAAAGGAGAGCAGGUCGUCUCUGAAGAAACAGAAGCUGGUGGAAUAGUCGACUGACUGCAGAAAAGAGAAAACCUUCCCGUCCCUGAUGAGCACUUCUGGUGAGUGAGAUUGACCUCGCCGCUCGUCGAUCCUCUGAUGGACUUCUGUGAAGAUCGUCUCUGAAGAUGGACGAUCUAUUUGACUUUGAAGGCGGCUCUUCGACCUACAGAGUUUUCCUCCCUCAGACGAACAUUAAGGACGAACUCAUCGCUAGAUUAACGGCGUUCUCCUGCCUCUACAGCCAACGCAGAGAUCGUCUCCUGAGAGUCUCCGAGAGCUUCACGCUGACGGCUACUCGCCUCCGAGAGGGCGCUCCGGAGAACAAGCCGGUGCGGGUCGUGUUCACCGUGUUUGGAGGCGCUCUCGGAGCAACGUGCGGGGUCGUUUCUGGAGGAGUUUGGGGCUUCCUGGGCGCCGUCAGUGCGGCAACGUUCACCAGGAUUUGUGGUCAAAUUGGCGCAGUCGGUGCGACUGUGGGCUUCCUGGGCAGCGUGUUGGGCGGCGUGGUCGGGGGAGUUUUCUGUGGCGCUGUUGGAGGAGCAGUUGGCGCCGCAGCGGGAGGAUCUGAGAGUCCGCUUCACGGCGUCGUCAGCGAUGUGGCUUGGUUCACCAUCGGUUGUGCGACCGGAGGUUCAAUCGGAGGUAUUUUCGGCGGGACGGUCGGCGCUGCGGGCGGAGCGGUCGGCGGUGCUUUUGGCGGGUUGUACGCAACAAGAUUUGCGAGCUACUUAGUGGGAAGCAUCUUCGGUCGCUUUUCCAAAGACUCAAAAAGACAGAAAAAGAAGUCGGAGAACAUGAGAGUGAUUCAGGAGACCGCGGGAGAUUUCAGAGAGACCAUCAAACCUCUGAUGGAAGAGAUGAAGGCGAUCAAGUCGAUGGGCGAGAAAGUGGACGACAGCGACGGCGUGCGCGGUGUAGCCGCACAAAUGGAAAACACUCUGGUGUCCGUGACAACGCUGGAAAGAACUCUGAUUGACUCUCAGAGGGCCUCGGAUCUGUCACAGUUUGUCUCCGGUGUUGAAGAAGCAGCGAGACAAAGCAGAACAAUCACAGAGGAGCUGAAGAGGACGAGAGAGGAGGCGCAACGAGUUCUGGUUUCACUGAGGAAACCCUGAAGACCGUCAGCGAACCACGACUCAAAACAACUGCUGGGAAUAGAGCUGCUUUAAAAAUAAAAAUUAAUUGUACAAAAUGAAACCUAAUGGGAAUCAAUUAAAGUAAAAAUCUUCACUGUUAGCUGAGCAUAAAAACAUUUUCAUGAUCUUUGAAUAUACUUAAUUAAAGGAGCAAUAUAUGUUUUUAAA
Molecule: messenger RNA, 1436 nt
Organism: Labrus bergylta (ballan wrasse)
Lineage: Eukaryota; Metazoa; Chordata; Actinopteri; Labriformes; Labridae
Source: RefSeq, a predicted model, not a curated record